GCCGCCGCCCGCCGCCCCCCGACGCGCCUCCCUGCCGCGCCCCGACGCGCCUCCCUGCCGCGGCGCCCGCAGCCGCGCCGGCCGCCGCGCCCCCCGACGCCGCCGAGCUCCCGACCUCGUGCCCACACCCCCCCCGUCCUCGUGCCCACACCCCCCCCGUCCUCGUGCCGCGCCCGCCCCUCGCCCACUCCUCCGAUCCGGAUCUAGCGCAAGGUCGGGCUCGGCCUCGGCCCAGGCUCCCGCCGCGGCGUCGCUCGGGUCGGAGGUGGCGGUGGGCGACGGGCUCUUCGCGGACUACAAGCCCACGACCGCUUUCAUCUUCCCCGGCCAGGUUGCUAUCGAUUCUCACCGAUGCUCUCCGCGGUGAGGCCGCCGUCGCUCCUCCAGCUCCGGCCCGUGCGACGUCGGAGGAAGCCCAUCCUCCCCGGCCUCCUCGCCGUCGAACGGCGGGCACGGCUGCCGCGCCGCGGAAGCUGAGCACGCGCGCGAGCGCGCGGGAGCCGCAGCUAGGCCCAGGCGCCGCGCCGCUGUUCCCAGGGACCUUGGAAGCAUAGAACAUGGUUCUGCUUUUCUGCCACUAAUGUUCGCGGUCCUCCUCGGCUCCUCGCCGGUCUUCGUUGCCGUCCCUGAUCCGUUCUCGCUGUCCUGCUCCGGACUCACAGCCCUUGUUUUGCUCGUCGUAGAAUCUCUGGUGAUGGCGGGAGCUACGCCCAAGACCUCAUGGUUCUCACUGGACUGGCCAGUGUAUGAGAUUCGUGAGACGUUUUUCUCCUAUCUCGGGGAAAAUCAGUACGCCAAGUUGUCAUCGACUCCGGUGAUACCCAUCGAUGAUCCCAAGGUGCCCCUCAUACGUACAUGCCUGAACCGGUUCAAGGGGGCCCUUAAUGGCACAGGGAGUCAUCGAACCUGCUUUUCUUUGAGAUGCAUUGUUACCAGUUCUGAUGAUGUGAUUGAACACUUCAGAAGCGACGCAACUUACCAUCGAUUUACAGAAAUCCUCGGGAGUUGGUCUUCUGGGGACUACUUCAAGGAGGAAGCCAUUGGCUUGUUACACAGUCUUCUUAGCAAGAAAUAUGGAUUACCAGAAUCUAGAAUACAUGCCACAUAUUUCAGUGGUGAUACAUCUUCUGGUUUGAGUCCAGACAAUGAAUCAAAAACUGCAUUGCAGAAAUGCAUUGGGGAAGAAAGAAUCUUACCUUCUAUGUCGAAGGAAGAUUUUUGGAUGAGCGGUGAAACUGGUCCCUGUGGGCCAUCUGUUGGAAUUUUCGUUGAUGGUUCAAACAGCCAAGAUGGUGUUAAUGGCAAAUUUAUUGAGAUAUCCAGGACAGUAUUUGUUGAGUUCAAUAGGCAAGCAGAUGGCGUAUUGAGUCCUUUGCAAGCCAAACAUAUCAUAACAGGGAUUAAUCUUCAAUGUUUGGCUGCCAUCCUUCAAAAGAAAGAAAGCCUCUAUGAAUUAGAUGACUAUGAUAACAUAAUUGAUUGCAUCUCUUGUCGUGCUGGUGAAGAAUUUGAUAGCUAUUCGGGUAAAGUUGGUGAAGCUGAUACUGAUGGAGUUGAUAGAGCUUACCGCCUCCUUGCAGAUCAUAUGAGAAUGAUUUCUGUUACUAAUGCUUCUGGUUCUCAGCUUGGGCCUGGACAUAAAGGUCUUGAGUAUUUCCUUAAGUGUGCCGACAAACUGGCUGUGCAAUACGGCCACAAAGUACUUGAGAUACUUGAGCAAGAUCGCUAUGCUGUGUUAAAUACUCACAGUGGGUAUAUAGAAAGAAUACAUGUCAUCUAUUAUUGCUACCUGGUACAGAAAAAAGGAUCAAAUAGAAGAAGAUGAAGUGAUGAUUUACCAAAAAACUAUAAGGAAGUUGCAGGAUCAGAAUUUGCCAUUUGAUAUGGUAAAGAAGAAAAGGAAGUUCUGUUGUGUGGUAUGCAACAAGAAUUAUUGAAUUUCUUGGUCGGCGCACACCUAUUGUCCUCAAGAAUAAGAAUACACGCUGCUCUCUAGUAGCACUAU
This is a messenger RNA of Panicum hallii, 2005 nucleotides long. Its product is annotated as alanine--tRNA ligase-like. Gene Ontology annotation, biological process: alanyl-tRNA aminoacylation; tRNA modification. The transcript is spliced from 11 exons. The coding region runs from base 581 to 1825 and encodes 414 amino acids. Lineage: Eukaryota; Viridiplantae; Streptophyta; Magnoliopsida; Poales; Poaceae. The record is from RefSeq and is a predicted model, not a curated record. Gene Ontology annotation, molecular function: amino acid binding; aminoacyl-tRNA deacylase activity; ATP binding. Gene Ontology annotation, cellular component: cytoplasm; mitochondrion; chloroplast.